UUAAGUAGUGUGGGCGUUGAGUGUGGUGAUUGGCACUAAGAAGAACCAAUGAAAUAAGAGUAAAUGUGUAGAGGGCGGGGCUUCGAAAUGAAUUCAUCCAAUUAGAGAGGGAGGAAGGCAGACAGCUGAACAGUGGCUGCGUUCUUUGCAGAAGUUGGCUGCCACGUAGUUGGCAUUCCUGCCAUGUAUGUAUUUUAGGUACUGUGUUUUAUGGAAGGGUUUAAAAAAAGCUUUUUGUACAUUUUGUGAGUAAGUAACCUAGUGUCUAUCAAAAUGAUUCUUUUGUCUAUUUGUUCGAUAUUGCCCUCACUGUUUGUGUUUGUCACUGGGGGCAAACUUCCCGAGCCAGAGGUGAAAAUUGAAGUUAUCCAUAAACCCUUCAUGUGUUACCGUAAGUCAAAAUCUGGAGACAUGCUUCUUGUUCAUUACGAAGGAUUCCUGGAGAGUAAUGGCACCAUGUUUCAUUCCAGCCGCAAAGAUGGGGAUAGAAAACCAGUAUGGUUCACUCUUGGGAUCCGGGAGGCGCUCAAGGGUUGGGAUAAGGGUCUGCAGAACAUGUGCACAGGAGAGCGCAGGAAACUGACCAUCCCUCCAUCUCUGGCAUAUGGCAAGGAAGGAAAAGGCAAGAUUCCUCCAGGCAGUACCCUCAUUUUUGAUAUUGAGCUCAUGGACAUCCAAAAUGGUCCCAGGUCACAUGAGUCUUUCAGGGAGAUGGAUCUCAAUGAUGACUGGAAGCUCUCCAGACAGGAGGUGAAAGAGUACUUGAAGAAAGAAUUUGAGAAACAUGGAUACUCCCCUAAUGACACACAUCAUGAAGUGAUGGUAGAUGACAUCUUCAAAAAUGAGGAUGAAGAUAAAGAUGGUUUCAUAUCUUCAAGAGAAUUCACCUACCAACACGAUGAGCUCUAAAGGACUGAUUUGUACGUUUUUGAUACUACCACAGUGUUUUUUCCAUAAAUCUCCUCCUCAAAAGUGAUAUGAAAUGAGAAACACUCCUUUUGAACAGUAUUGUCUUAUUUUUGGUCGAAUCAUUUUGCAUCAUUUUAUGGAAAAUGAAAUCCAUAAUUUAUUUAUAUCUCCAUCCUUCAUGCACUGAUAAUGUCACCACAGAUGUAAUUAGGCGUAUUGGAUUUUUAAAAAUGUAUUUCAUAAAAUAAAUAUGUUUUAAAAGUAAACAGAAAAGAACUAUGUUAAUUAAUGUUUCUUAUAUUUACAGUACAUGUGCUGAAAACUGAAUCUGUGCAUACAAAAAACUUUUUACUGUGCAUGUCCUCAUUCAUCACUAGAGGGCACUCUUGUCCUAGACGAUUGUAUCAUACCUACAAAUCUUAAUCAAAUCUGUCAUGUGUCCUUCUCUGUUAGUUUCUAGAUUGUGUACUGUGUCUGGCAAACCAAACAUCAAAAUGAUGUGACAUAUAACAUUUCAUCAGGAGUGAAUCAUGAAAUAAUAUGCAGUUGGCUUAUGAUUUCAGUCAUACUUUAAAUUCUGUUAGACCUUAAACGAAUAACAUUGAAUUUCUGUUCAUAUGGUUUCAGUUCAUAUAUAACUGUAGUGAGCCAUUAUAUUUCCUCAGUGUUAUCCAAAUGUAC
Messenger RNA from Morone saxatilis (striped sea-bass), 1590 nucleotides. It is a transcript of the gene fkbp14, whose product is annotated as FKBP prolyl isomerase 14. Bases 274 to 909 code for a protein of 211 amino acids. The record is from RefSeq and is a predicted model, not a curated record. The transcript is spliced from 4 exons. Gene Ontology annotation, molecular function: calcium ion binding; peptidyl-prolyl cis-trans isomerase activity. Lineage: Eukaryota; Metazoa; Chordata; Actinopteri; Moronidae.